Didymosphaeria variabile is the source of this 1416-nucleotide messenger RNA. RefSeq lists its product as uncharacterized. The coding region runs from base 1 to 1416 and encodes 471 amino acids. The transcript has a single exon. Lineage: Eukaryota; Fungi; Ascomycota; Dothideomycetes; Pleosporales; Didymosphaeriaceae. The record is from RefSeq and is a predicted model, not a curated record.
AUGGCUUCAGCUUCUCAAGCCACGAUCGAGCCCCCGUUCCGGCCAGCACUGACGAAUAAUUUGACCCACAAGCAUCUGACACACCUCGCUCGCUGUCUUAGCCGUAUCGAAGAGGCUCACGGCUUUGACACAGAUCAAUCCGAUAGCGUUCUGAUCACUUUCGUCAAUGCUUACUCAUUCAUGCUUCACGAAGCCGGCCAUGUAAAGAAUAGUGAAGCAUCAGCAGACGUGCUUUCGUCCGAGUACGAAUACUGCAAAGAGAUGUUCCUCGAUUUCGUUACCUUCGAGCGUCGCUUCUAUAUUCGCACCACUGCAUCGAUGAUGUAUACUUUUCCAAGCUUCGAAGAUCUAUGGAACGAGCUACUUGCUUCAUUCGAACACAUUGACAGCGCCGUUGAGAGUGGUCAAAUCGAUGUUUGCUCUUUGCAACGGUAUCAUGGCAAGACAUUGCGCGCUUGUCGAUGCUUUGCGUUCGAAUAUCUGCAGAAGUGCGAUUUGAAGUAUACACAGCACAUCAAGGACCUGUUCUAUAACCAGCCAGUCUAUACUGAUCUCCCUAGCGACUACGACCGAUAUGUCAGUAAUAGGCUGACGGGCCAAGACCCAUUCUUUGGGCUUACAGAUGCACUGCGGCCUUUCAUUCACGACAGUCAUCGCACCAGCAUUGUCCUGAAGCUGUUCGGGGAAGUCAUGGCAUUCACUUUAGAUCUCUUCAGUGUCACCUCGUACACUCCAUCCACACAGCAGGUGAAUGUCCUACUGGACGAAUGUGCUCACGUGUGGGGUAUGCAUGUUGAGAGUUUCCUUACCGGUGUGCCGCGGUCCCUUCGCGAGGCAUGGUCAGGUGUGAAUGCCCGGGGCGUUGCAGAGGCGCUAGUCCACCGCUGCCGCGAGAUUGUCCAGCAGGGUGAUGCUUUCAACGUGGGCUGGUUUCUGCACGUCUGGGUCUUUGGUAGGGCUAUCACCGCUUUGUCCAAUGAGAAUCCCGCACAUGGCGAAUGGCUGAAGCAGAUGCUCCGCACCUGGGAUGCAAUUCCGUCUGGGUUGAUUGAUCAACCGCUCUCUCCUGAAGCCAACUAUGUUAUGCACCACUUCGAAGGCUAUACUUUGGACCGACAAGAUCUCGGUCUUGCCGGACCCGGGAACCAGCAAGAUGUACAAUUCGUACCAGCUGGACCGGACCUGGACCCACUCAAUCACGCUGAUCUGAUCCAGGUAUCCGACAAGGAAGACUUGUGCGUUGUCUGCCAGUGCGAAUUCGAAGAUGAAGCAACCGUCAAGCUUCGGACAUGCGACCAUAUCUUGCAUCUAGAGUGCGUUCGGUAUUUGAUCAAUGGCAUCGAGCCUUCUUCGAACCUGUGCCCGCUGGACCGCAAGCAGAUCUGCCCUCCUCGACCUCGUCGUGCAGACGUCUAG